Molecule: messenger RNA, 1568 nt
Organism: Onthophagus taurus
Lineage: Eukaryota; Metazoa; Arthropoda; Insecta; Coleoptera; Scarabaeidae
Source: RefSeq, a predicted model, not a curated record
AAUUCGAAGAAAUUGUGGGUGAACGCUGUUAGGAGAGUGUCUUCUGAACGAAGAACAAGAUUUAAUUUUGCGGACGUGGCUCUCUCCGCGAUGGAAUCGAAAGGUGAACUUCAUCCGAGACAACUUCAUAGAACGUAUAGUGUUCCGGACGGGAAAAGAAUAAGAAGGGUUAAUUUAGAAACCAGCCAAUCGAGUGAAAAAGGUGAAACAAUACCAACUUUGAUCGAACCAAAACCAAAAGAGCGAGAUAAGAAAGUCGAGUUGUUUCCGGAUUUAACUAAACAUAGAACUUCUUGUUUUAUGGACGAUGUAGAAACACUUCCGGAUGUCAAUAGUACAACCGUAUUUAAAGGAGGGAUUAUUUUUAAGGGUAUUUAUUUACCUAGUUUAACAAAUAGUUUUAAUAAUAAAAAUUUGGAGUUGGCUUAUUUGAGGUAUUCUCAUCGACAAAGACAAAAAUCUUUGAUUAUUGUUAACAUUGUUGAUUUAAUUUUAAAGGUAGCUUUGAUAUCUGUUUGUGCUGCUGAAACUAAUGUGGGAAGCGAUGUAGACGCUAUAAUAUGGUCGGUUUGUUCAAUGACUGCGAAUAUAGCAGUGUGUGUUUUAGGAUGGUGGAGAUGUUUUGCAAAUAAUUAUCUUCACUGGGCUGCACUUUGUACAUGGUUACUUUUAAACGUUCAAGGAUUUUUAGGAGAAGGAUUAGGUUUCGGUAAAACCGAAGAAUUAGUUUGGUAUGUUCUUUUUACGGUAUUCGUUCCAUACGCAAUGCUUCCUUUACCAUUAAGAUGGUGUAUGAUUGCUGGAUGUCUUUCGGCUGUUUGUCAUAUUAUUAUUCUCGUUAUAACACUAACAAAAAGCUCAGAACAUAGCGAUGAUUGGAAAGAAUGUUUUAAAGACCGUAUAAUAGCGAAUACACUUCUUUAUAUAACAGUUAAUUUUGCGGGAAUGUACACAAAAUACCUAACAGAUAGAAGUCAAAGAAAAGCAUUUUUAGAAACACAUAAAUCAAUGGAAACUCGUUACAAAACUCAAACCGAAAACGAUAAACAAGAAAAGUUACUUUUGUCAGUUUUGCCUGAUUUUGUUGCAAAAGAAAUGAUAAGAGACAUCGCGAACGAGGACGGUACGUUCGAAGUACAUCAAUUCCACAAAAUUUACAUUCAAGUACACGACAAUGUUAGCAUCCUCUUUGCGGAUAUAAAGGGUUUUACAGCCCUCGCCAGCCAAUGCAGUGCUCCAGAACUCGUUAAGAUCCUCAACGAACUGUUCGCAAGAUUCGACAAGCUCGCUGCGGAAAAUCAUUGUUUACGUAUUAAACUAUUGGGUGAUUGUUAUUAUUGUGUUUCCGGGCUUCCAAAACCUAGAACUGAUCACGCUCAUUGUUGCAUUGAGAUGGGACUACAUAUGAUUAAAGCUAUUAGAGAUAUUAGACAUAAAACGCAGGUAAGUAAAUAGAUUAUAAAGGAAUUGUUAAUUUAUGUGUGUUUCGGUUAAAAUACUUACUUAAUUUGGAAAAAUCUAGAAAUUAUUAUGAAGUUUAAAUUUGACACUUAUGUCAAAUGUCAUUA